AUGUUGUCCCGAACCCGUCUGUCCCGUGAAAAAAAUUUAUGGGCUUUUUUGCUCCGUCCCGUUUGUCCCGAAAGUGCAAAGUUGGCCAUUGUUGGUCUCGGACCAAGAGGUCUCGGUAUUCUCGAACGUUUGACGGCUCCCUAUGAUCGGCACAAACACAACUAUGACAUAGAUCUUUAUCUAAUUGAUCCCGGCUUCCAUCCUAGACAAGGAACACAUUCAUCAAAACAAAAUGCACACUUGCUAAUCAAUACAGUUGCCUGUCAAAUCACAAUGUUCGGCGAUGACACAGUAAAAAACUAUGGCCCAUUGAGAACAGGACCAGGACUUCUUAAAUGGACAAAUCAACGAGGAUAUCGACGAAUGCCGAAUAAUCAGUAUUUAAUUACAACUGAUAAGGCAAGUGAAGAAAUUCAAGAAAAUGACUAUCUACCCCGCUCAAUACUAGGCGAAUAUCUCAAAUGGGU
Messenger RNA from Didymodactylos carnosus, 467 nucleotides. The record is from the annotation of a GenBank genome assembly. NCBI's taxonomy places the organism in Eukaryota, Metazoa, Rotifera, Eurotatoria, Philodinida, Philodinidae.